AUGUUCCCCGCGCAGGACUCUGUGCCCCGCGGCGGGCUGAACCUGAAGGAGGAGCCGCUGCUGCCCGCCGGCUUGGGCUCGGUGCGCUCCUGGAUGCAGGGCGCGGGCAUCCUGGACGCCAGCACCGCGGCGCAGAGCGGCGUGGGCCUGGCGCGCGCACAUUUUGAGAAGCAGCCCCCCUCCAACCUCAGGAAAUCCAACUUCUUCCACUUCGUGCUGGCCAUGUAUGACCGGCAGGGGCAGCCCGUGGAGGUGGAGCGCACGGCCUUCAUCGAUUUCGUGGAAAAGGACCGAGAACCUGGAGCUGAAAAGACCAACAACGGGGUCCACUACCGCCUCCGGCUGGUGUAUAACAAUGGACUUCGGACGGAGCAGGACCUCUAUGUGCGCCUCAUUGACUCCAUGUCCAAGCAGGCCAUCAUCUAUGAGGGGCAGGACAAGAACCCUGAAAUGUGCCGAGUGCUACUCACCCAUGAAAUCAUGUGCAGCCGGUGCUGUGACCGGAAGAGCUGUGGCAACCGGAAUGAGACGCCCUCUGACCCGGUCAUUAUUGACAGGUUCUUCCUCAAAUUCUUCCUCAAGUGCAACCAGAACUGCCUAAAGAAUGCAGGGAAUCCCCGAGACAUGCGCCGCUUCCAGGUGGUGGUGUCCACCACGGUGAGCGUGGACGGACACGUGCUGGCCGUGUCUGACAACAUGUUUGUGCACAACAACUCCAAGCAUGGUCGCAGGGCGCGCCGCCUGGACCCCUCUGAAGCUGCCACCCCCUGUAUCAAGGCCAUCAGCCCCGGGGAGGGCUGGACCACAGGAGGCGCCACCGUCAUUGUCAUCGGCGACAAUUUCUUCGACGGGUUGCAGGUCGUGUUCGGGAACGUGCUCGUGUGGAGCGAGCUCAUCACGCCCCACGCCAUACGGGUUCAGACGCCCCCGCGGCACAUUCCCGGGGUGGUGGAGGUGACCCUGUCCUACAAGUCCAAGCAAUUUUGCAAGGGAGCCCCCGGCCGUUUUGUCUACACAGCCCUGAAUGAGCCCACCAUCGACUACGGAUUCCAGAGGCUACAGAAAGCCAUCCCCAGACACCCCGGAGAUCCCGAGAGGCUGCCCAAGGAAGUGCUGUUGAAGCGGGCGGCCGACUUGGCGGAGGCCCUGUACGGAGUGCCCAGCAGUAACCAGGAGCUCCUCCUGAAGCGCGCGGCGGACGUGGCCGAGGCUCUGUACAGCGCCCCCCGCGCGCCCGCGCCGCUCGGACCCCUGGCCCCGAGCCACCCGCACCCCGCCGUCGUGGGCAUCAACGCCUUCAGCAGCCCGCUGGCCAUCGCCGUCGGGGACGCCACGCCGGGCCCGGAGCCGGGCUACGCGCGCAGCUGCGGCAGCGCGUCCCCGCGCGGGUUCGCGCCCAGCCCCGGCUCGCAGCAGAGCAGCUACGGCAGCGGCCUCGGCGCCGGCCUCGGCGGCUACGGGGCGCCGGGCGUGACCGGCCUCGGCGUGCCCGGGUCCCCUAGCUUCCUCAAUGGCUCCACGGCCACCUCGCCCUUCGCCAUCAUGCCCUCUAGCCCCCCGCUGGCCGCUGCCUCCUCCAUGUCCCUCCCGGCCGCUGCCCCCACCACCAGCGUCUUCUCCUUCUCGCCUGUCAACAUGAUCUCCGCUGUCAAACAGAGGAGCGCCUUCGCCCCCGUGCUGCGCCCACCCAGCUCCCCACCCCAGGCCUGCCCGAGAGCCCAUGGAGAGGGACUUGCAGACCAGCCUUUUGAGGAUUCCGACAAGUUCCACUCUUCAGCCCGGGGGCUUCAGGGCCUGGCGUACUCCUAAUCACGGUCUGCAGGUGUUGCCCCCACUGAGCCCGGACUGGAGGUUCCUCUGGGCUAUACACUCAUGUCCUGGACGGCAGCACAGAGAGAUGUGGACCCAGGGCUUCGGGCAGACAUCCACCCAAAGGCCUGAAUAGGCCUCCUUGUGCUUGAGGCCUCCAGCCCCCCGGGCUUCUCUCACCUCCCUUUCUCGGGGCUGGUCGGAAGCCCUAGCACUGUGCUGAUGCUUUUGGCAGGAGAGCCUCCCGGGGAGGUACCGGGA
Neomonachus schauinslandi (Hawaiian monk seal) is the source of this 2070-nucleotide messenger RNA. RefSeq names its product EBF family member 4 (gene EBF4). Gene Ontology annotation, molecular function: DNA-binding transcription factor activity, RNA polymerase II-specific; RNA polymerase II cis-regulatory region sequence-specific DNA binding. The coding region runs from base 1 to 1809 and encodes 602 amino acids. Gene Ontology annotation, biological process: regulation of transcription by RNA polymerase II. Lineage: Eukaryota; Metazoa; Chordata; Mammalia; Carnivora; Phocidae. The transcript has 17 exons. The record is from RefSeq and is a predicted model, not a curated record.